Seriola dumerili (greater amberjack) is the source of this 3627-nucleotide messenger RNA. It is a transcript of the gene radil2b, whose product is annotated as ras-associating and dilute domain-containing protein-like. Gene Ontology annotation, cellular component: microtubule. The record is from RefSeq and is a predicted model, not a curated record. Gene Ontology annotation, biological process: neural crest cell migration; signal transduction; substrate adhesion-dependent cell spreading. NCBI's taxonomy places the organism in Eukaryota, Metazoa, Chordata, Actinopteri, Carangiformes, Carangidae. Gene Ontology annotation, molecular function: GTPase binding. Bases 1 to 3627 code for a protein of 1208 amino acids. The transcript is spliced from 18 exons.
AUGAACCGGAUGAAGGAGCUGAGUUCUCUUCCACCGAGACCGCCGAGUUUACCUGCAGCCUCCCCGAAGAGGCGGUUCGUGAAGCUGGGGAGGAAGACGAGUGAUGGCUCUCAGCAAUCAGCUUCAUCCACCGGCAGUUCAUCCACCAGCAGGUCAGCCGAGGGAGUGGCCGUCAGACAGCCCAGCAAGAGCAGCAUCCGUCGCCAUACCAACCGCCUCUCAGGUGUCUUCCUUCGCGGCCCCGCCUCCAGCCCAGGCUCCAUGGCUCUGACGGCAGGUCUCAGGUCAUCGCUGUCCAUCCAGGCCAGGAAAGGCAGCAUGAUCUCUGCGGAUCCUUUGAUUGCGGACGACCCGUCUGAGCUGUCCAAUCAGAUUAGUGCUCCAGGAAUCCUGAAGAUCUUUGGAAAUGAAAUCUGUGAAGGAGCUCACUACAAGAGCGUCCUGGCCACCACACACUCCAGUGCAAAAGAGCUGGUCAAAGAGGCCCUGGAACGGUACGGUCUGGGCAAGGAGGAAGCAGAGUCCUACGUUCUCUGCGAUGCCAUCGGCUCCAUCAGCGAACAUCAGUGGAGGACGGAAGGGUUCAGAGUCGUCGGCGACAACGAGAAGCCCCUCCUCCUGCAGUCACUAUGGAAACCCAGAGAGGGCCUGGCGAGACGGUUCGAGAUCCAGAGGAGGAGCUUGGUGGAGGAGAAGACGUCCAGAGACAAAGACACCAUCACUGCUGGCAUCAAUGCUCAGGCUCGAAAGCUGCAGAAGAGCCGCUCCAGAGUGACCUCCACCCUCAUACACAGGACCGUGGGUCGAAGCCACAAACUGUGGAGGAGCAAAAGUGAGAUGGACCUUUUAGAUUCUGACACAGAGACCAAACAGGACGCAGAUCGCGAUAAGUGUGUGAAGGAUCGAGGCGAGGGCCUGAAUCAAACGUCACCGCAGAGCUGCAAGCGCCCCAAAACAAGCCCAGAACAGAAUCACAUUCACAGCCUGGAAACUCCCCCCCAGGGGUUUCAGGCCAAAACAGAGACCCUCUGUCCGUCAAGGCCGAGAGGCGAGCGGGAAGGAGAGGAGUCGCAGAGGGAGGGGAUGGAGAGCAGCGACGAUAACGCCACACAGUACGCCAUUCACCCUCCUCACGACUGUCCGUACCUGCUGCUGCUGCAGGGCUGCAGCCCCACACAGGACUUCCUCAUCUACCUACUUGUGGGGCUCGAAACUGUCAUUGGCCGGAGAAGUGAUCAUGAAGAUGGGUCAAAACCUGACAUCCUCCUGUUCGCCAACGACAUCCUUAGGAGACACUGCUGCUUCCAUCGCCGUAGCCCCGGCGGCCCCACCGUGCUCUGCCCCUCUCAGGAUGCUGUGGUCACGAGGAACGGCGAAGUCCUGAGAGAAAAAGUACGGCUUAAUCCUGGUGAUGUCAUCGGACUGGGACAACACUACCUGUUUCUUUUCAAGGAUCCGGUUGCUUUGAUGCACAAGGAGGUGAACAGUUCUGCCCCUGAGCCCAGCUGGUCUGCUGUCCCCUGGAUGUUGGGUCAUAGCACCUCUACCACUAGAACAAGCCCCACUACAGACAAGAUCCUCUGCAACAGCUGCAUCUCCCCCUGCACUGACCCCCAGAGCAGCAAAGAGCCCCUGAGCAGGGGCCCCCCAUUUUUACAGUCACCUGAGGGCCACAGCCUGACUCUGAACUAUGACCCAGAGGACGAGGAUCGCAUCGUCAGGGAGAUCGUUGCUAUGGGAAGCACCAGAGUCAAAGACAGACCGGUGCUGACUGCAGCGUUUCUGCUGUGUAUGUGUGUUCAGUAUUCGUCCACAUGUCUUCACACCUCGGACCUGCGCAGACUCCUGCUGCUCACUGCCAGUGGGAUCCAGAGAGUCAUGUGGGAGCACACUAAGGAUCUGGCAGCAGUUCAGCCUGAAGCUGGUGAAGACUCAAACUCAGAGGACCUCCAGCCUCUGAGCCUGCCCGAGGUGAUCUCAGGACUGCGCCCCCUGGUGGUGUGGAUGUCCAACAGUCUGGAGCUGCUGCAGUUCAUCCAGUACCAGCUACCUCUUAUUCUGGAAUGGAGAAGCAGAAAGGAGCAGGGGCAGGAGGAGGAUGAAGAAAGGGAAGAUGAUGAGCUGUCCUGUGUCCGUUCAGCCAGUGAGGAAACGAUGGCGGUUUUGGAGGAGGUCGUCAUGCUGGCCUUCCAGCAGUGUGUGUACUACGUCACCAAGGUCCUCUAUCCCAUCCUACCUGGACUCCUGGACUGCAACCCGUUCAGGGAGAGUCCAGGUGAGAGCAGCAGCGGACCGCAGGUUCCCGCAGAGAUCCAGCAGGUUGUGGAGGUCCUGAACGAGACCUGGGUGCUGCUCUCAGACUGUCAGCUCCAUCCAGAGAUUUCCUCUCAGCUGAUUGGCUACGUCUUCUACUUCAUCAACGCAUCGCUCGUCAACUCGCUCAUGGAGAGAGGCUCAGAGCCAGGUUUCUACCAGUGGUCCAGAGGAGUACGGAUCAGGGCCAAUCUGGACCUGGUCCUGGACUGGGCCCAUGCAGCUGGACAGGGAGAACCGGCACUGGAGCACACACACACACUCUCCUCAGCUAUCAAUCUCCUGGCCACACCCAGGAAGAAUUUACUGCAGGCAUCUUGGACGUCCCUGCGGUCUCACUACCCCUCCCUGAGACCGGCUCAGCUGAACUACCUGCUGGGUCUGUACAGCCCAGCGUCCCCCUGCAGACACAUGUGGACUCCGUCGGCUCAGGACGAAGCAGCAGCUCAUGGAACCGCUGACGUCCUGGAGAGUUUUGACACCCACCACCCUCUGGUGCUGCCUGCGGGGGGGUACCAGCUCCAAGUGAGAAGAGCUGUAACAGAUCCAGGUCUGAGGGACCAGCUCGACAAGCUCAGAGCGUUCAUCCCCUCUCCGCCUGAGCCUCGGUCCUCUGAGGUCACAGCUACCAGGCAGCAGCAGAGUGGUUCCUGUCUUCAGGAGACUCUCCACAACCACCCACCCCCCUCUGCCUUACCUCCAUCACCCCCGUCACCCCCCUCCCCUCUCUCCACCCACUACCUGGACGAGUUCAGCUCCUGCGGCGCCGUCCUCCUGUCCCAGAAGCUCAGACAUCUGGAGCUGCAAAUCCGAGAGAUGACGAGCAGCGAGGUGAGGAGGUCGGCUCUGGACCCGUCCUGUCUCCUCACCCCUCCAAACACCCCCCACGUCGUGGAGCCUGGGGACCAGGUGAAGACAGACCAGGAGAAAAGGAUGAAGGCCGACAGUGAGACGCUGCCCUGCUCCUCUGAUGAGGAGGAGGAGGAGGAGGACCAUUAUGACGACAGCAGUAAUGAGAUUUUCAGUCUGGAGCUGGAGCGAGGGGAAAGAGGACUCGGUCUUGCUCUGGUUGACACAAGGGACACCUCCUUCAGGGUGAAGGGCGUCUUCAUCCGUGCCGUGGUCCCGGACUCUCCUGCAGCUCGCUGUGAGAAGCUGGUUCCAGGAGACCGGAUCCUGGCCGUUAACGGAGUCAGUCUGCUCGGACUGGACUACGAGAGUGGGAAGGAGCUGAUCCAGUCAUCCGGAGACAGACUGAGGUUACUCUUGGCCAGAUGUGACUGGAUGGCAAAGGCCAUACAGACUGACUGCUGA